GGGCGCAAGCGCAAGAGUAGUUGCUUGACGUCAGCGUCACUUCUACGAGUCCUUACAGGUGAGAGAUGGCGCGCGGUCAGCAGAAGCUGCAGUCGCAGGCCAAGGCAGCUGAAAAGGCAGCCAAGGUCGCCAAACAGAAAGGCCACAACGCUAAUACCCAGAAGAAGGCUGCACAGCAAGCUCUUGUUUUCUCGUGUGCAGUAUGCAAAGCCCAGAUGCCUGACCCCAAGACUUACAAGCAACAUUUUGAGAAUAAGCAUCCAAAGAAUGACCUACCACCAGAAUUAAAGAAUGAAUGAAAGGCAUUCCAAUCAUCCUGAUAUAAUUUGGAAGGGGGGAAAAAGACUCAACUGUUCUUCUUUUUAUCAUUGUCGGAGAAGGGUAAAUGAAGGUUUUUAAUUAAUCAUCUGCAAAGAAACCCAUGAUAUUAAUAGGCUUCAGAAGCAAGGCACAUGACUGAAUUUAAUAUGUGAUGACUGUAGCUACCUCUGUUUCGGUCAUUGAUAAUGUGUGGAACUUUGGCUUGUUUGGCAUCAGAUUUAAUCAUUUCCAGGAAAUAUGAGGGUACUAGAUUUUACCAAUUUUUCUUACAAUUUUGCUGUUAUAAGAGACAUUAGAUCCUUGUUUAUUUUUCCUUGAAGAAAAAAAACAAUAGUCAAAAUGAUAGUUGGUUUGUGGUUUCUACCAAUGUCUUGCUAUUUGCUUUAUUGAGCUUUGUGGGAUUGGCCAUCUCUUUGCAAACAGUAUUUGAAGCUAUAUUGGUGUCAUUUGUACAUGUAUACCAUUGUGAUGGAGUUUUCUUAAUUCAGAAUUUGCAAUGUCUGGCUCAUGUCCACUUAAUUUGCAGCUUGUAUUUCAUAUUCAUUCUUAUACUGUUUCAGUGAACUAAGGUACAAGUAAUUUAAGUUGUUUUUAUAAAAAGAAAUUAAUAAAGUUUAUUUAAUAAA
Frankliniella occidentalis (western flower thrips) is the source of this 947-nucleotide messenger RNA. RefSeq names its product zinc finger protein 706. Lineage: Eukaryota; Metazoa; Arthropoda; Insecta; Thysanoptera; Thripidae. The record is from RefSeq and is a predicted model, not a curated record. The transcript has 4 exons. The coding region runs from base 66 to 299 and encodes 77 amino acids.